Molecule: messenger RNA, 4324 nt
Organism: Anolis carolinensis (green anole)
Lineage: Eukaryota; Metazoa; Chordata; Lepidosauria; Squamata; Anolidae
Product: parvalbumin, thymic CPV3
Exons: 5
Coding region: 260-589 (109 amino acids)
Cellular component (GO): cytoplasm
Molecular function (GO): calcium ion binding
Source: RefSeq, a predicted model, not a curated record
GGAAAGAAAUCCAGUUCAUUAGUUAAGCAAGACAUUUGAGCAGGGGCUCAAAUUGAGCAUCUAAUCCAUGAAAAGGUAACCCAAGAAGCUAUUGUCACCUUUUGAAACCUAUAUAAAUUGGGCAGGUGACUGGAAGCCAAAGGUACAAUUCUGCCGGAGAUCAAUCCAGCUCUUUUCCUUUGUUCCCUGGGAACCAUUACAAGGGGACCAACCGGCCCCAAGGGCAGAAACAUCUUGUCCAGCUCACCAAGAAAUUAAUAUGAGCCUCAACGACCUCAUCAGCCCUUCCGACCUUGCUGCUGCACUCAGAGACUGCCAAGCUCCAGAUAGUUUCAACCACAAAAAAUUCUUUCAGCUCACCGGCAUGGCCAAAAAGAGCAGCAGCCAAGUGAAGGAUAUCUUCCGGUUCCUGGAUAAUGACCAGAGUGGCUUCAUAGAGGAAGAUGAACUCAAAUUUUUCCUCCAGAGGUUUGACAGUGGAGCCCGAGUUUUAACACCGACAGAAGCCAAAUCGUUGAUGGCAGCAGCAGACCAUGAUGGAGAUGGAAAAAUAGGGGCAGAUGAAUUCGUGGAAAUGGUACACUCCUAAGGCGCUGUAAACUGUCAUGCGGUGUGGACCAGAUGAUCCAUUUAUAGCAGAUGCCGUCUCCAAAGCUUGUAAUCCCAGGAAUCCUUUGUUAAUGUUGUUUUACUCUUGAUUGCGUGUUACUCGUUCAUGGGUUUACACUAGUUAAUAAAUGUGUUUUCGUGCUAGUGUAGACCUUGAUCAUCAUCGCAGCAGUCCCUAUGCUGAAAAAUAGAUAUGUACACCUACACACUAUGUUUCUUUCUCCUGUUCUUCUUCUUGGUUUUUCUGGGUGGGGAGCUUAUGUGGCCCUCCAGAAGUUCAUGAACCACAGCUCUCUGCAACCCAAAGCAGCAUAGCAGACGGUGAAGAAAGCUGGGAAUUAAAGUUCCAUGUCUGGAGGGUGACACAGUUCCUACCCUGCGCUCAGAAUUAUCUCAAAAGGUGUUGAAGGAAUUGGGUUGUAGAGUCCAGUCUCAAAUUCUUGCUAUUGCACCAAUAACAAGCAAUCCACAGUUCGCUUGUUCUCCCUCUUCCCCUCUAUUGAGACUUGUAUUUAUAUUCCAUCUUCCUCCAAUGAGUUGAAGGUGGUCUAUUCAGAUCUCUAUUUGUCUUCACAACAACCCUGUGAGGUAGGACAGUGAAGAGAGAGGGACUGGCCUCAGGUCAUCCAAUUAGUUUCAUAGCUCAAUGGGGACUUGAACUUGUUAGUUUUGGCCUCUUGCUUAAACAGGUUGGACUUCUUUGCAAGACCUAAAAUUUUCUAAGUGAUUGUCUCAUGGAAAUGGCAUCCUGUACAGGUAUAUCUCACCAAUAUGCUGAGCUACAUUCCAGACCAUUUCUAUAAAGCAAAUGUUAGGCAUAUCUCACUCAUAAGUGAGUUAAAUUCCAAACCAUUGCUAUAAAGCAAAUGUCAGGCAUAUCUCACUCAUAUGGUGAACUAAAUUCCAAACCAUUACUAUAAAGCAAAUGUCACCUUAAAGUGAAUCGCAGCCCUUCUUAUUCACUUCCUACAGAUGCCGAUACACACGUUACACGAUCAUUUAUUGAGUGCUUAAUAGAGCUGGGCUUUUGCAAGAGUAGCGAUAAUAAAUAAAAAAUAUCAAAAUAUGGUACUGAGAUAAAUAGUGAAUAAAUGUUAUAAACCGGAUUGGCUAACAAGGUUGUUUCAUUUAAAAGCACCAAAUUGGUGGAAUGAAGCACCUCAAAUUAAGCACCUAAUGUGAGGUAUGCCUGUAGUAUAGUCCCUCUAGAGCCGGUCUUCUACUGUAGGAAAAACUAAAAAGAAAAACAGUUUCACUACUCAAUAUGUCUUGGCAUUGAGAGGAUGUCCCUAAAUCAUGCAGCAGAGUUUCUCCAAAGCUUUUUUGUGUUAUGGAUUAAAAAUAAUAGCAAAACGAAAUGGAAUAUACAAAGUUGCCCAAAGUCAGUUUUUUAUUUUCAUUUAGGAUAAAAUGAAACCAAGCCAGGACAUAGGCUUUGUAAUGUGGAAAUGACAUAAGAAUUGUUUGUUACAUUUCUAUCCUGUCCUUUCUCAGGGUGGAGUUCAUGGCUUUCUUCCCCAUUUAUCAUCACUACAGCCAUGCAAGAUAGGUCAGUCUAGAGAGAGAUUGGUCCAAAGCCUCCCAGGAAGCCACAUGUCUUUUUUAGUCUCUUCUUUAGUCUUAGGUGUCAUCUUCAUUUAGAUUUGAAGCUAUUGGGUCAAUUAACUGGUGGAUUCCACCGAUUAACAUCUAGUUUCAUUUGUUUUCACAUAACUGAAGAUAAGAGUCUGGAGGUGUACCUAUGUCACCUCUUCAUUCCCAUAAAAAAUACAAGCCACUUCCUUCUUGUAAAGUGAACAGUAAAUCCUUCCCAUUUAAGAGGAAAUGAAUGUGGAUAAGAGUCCAAAACCAGAAAUUUCUGAAAAUCCUCUAGGAAAAUAUUCAUUUCUAUAGUGAAAAUUAUUUGGAGAACUUUAACUUCAUUCAUCAUUUUUCAAAAAUGAAUGCUCUGUCACUAAGGCCCCUUCCACACUGCUAUAUAAAAUCCAGAUGAUCUGCUUUGAACUGGAUUAUAUGGCAGUGUAGACACAUAUAAUCCAGUUCAAAGCAGAUAAUGUAGAUUAUCUGCUUUGAUAAUCUGGAUUAUAUGGAAGUGUAGAAGAGGCCUGACUCAAAACAACAUGAUCUGAAAGUUAAACUACACACUAGAUAUGCCUCUUGGGGUUUAAAAUCCCUCCAGUUAUAUAUUUUUUUAUUUUUUUACUACUCUUUAAGGCCCCAUCUACACUGCCAUCUUAUUAUAUAUCUUGAAGCAGGCUCUGGUCUGUGGAACCCCUAUUGCAGUUUUUUUUUUUUGCAUGAUUUAUUCAGGGUUUGCUACUGCAUUUUUUUUUCUUGGAUUGGAAGAAUGUGACUUGUCCAUGAUUAUUUUGAUGUUUUUCAUGGCUGGGCAGGGACUUGAACACUGGUCUCCCAGAAUCCUAGUCCAGCACUCAAACAACUAGAUCAUGUAGAAUCUUUCUUUCCAAAGAAACCCUAUUGUGGGCAUUUCUUUGAAAAGAAAAAAGGUGGGUCGGAUUAUGAGUGCUGGUCUUAUUUACUUAGAUGUAAAAAUUCAAAAGAUUUUGAACUGCACAAGACCCUUAUAGACAGAAGAAAUUGUGGAUCUGCUGCAUGUUUUAAAUCAAAUUAUCAAAGAGCAAUCCAAGGUACUGAGUCUAUUUGGGGGAAAGGAUUUAGCAGUUUCAAUAGAAUCUUGAAAAUAUGGUCUAAAACUCCAUAUCAGAUUCUUUAUUGCACUACCAUUUUACUGUCAGAGAUGCAUUGUCAUCAGGAACAUGUUUCCUGAAAAACAGGUUACAUUAAUGUAAAUAGCAUCGCACUCCCAAACAAGCCUUGUCGGACUAAGUGGGACUCAUUUUUCAGCUGAUUUCCAUCCUGGCUUACGAACAUAUAUAAAAUGCAAUUCAGAUAGUAAUAUUCCCCAAACAGUUGUGAAGAAAUACCCAGCUAGAAAAAGGAUUCUCACUCAUUUCUCAUUCAUAGUUAUUUAAAAUAAGAGCUUAAAUGUAAUAACAAGGGGCUACUAAGAGAACCAGUGUAACCGUUUAACCAAUUUCCAUCUGAACAUUAAGCAUGAUCUUAUACUAGGCCGCAAUAAAUGGUGGCUUCCAUCUUUGUGAGCCUCAAGUCUGCUCCAGAUUUCCAUCCAAACUGUAAAGGAUCUAUCCAAAGACCAGAAGUCCAACUCUCCCCAAUAGGCUCAGCAGCUUAUUCUGUUCCAGUAAAGUUUAGACUAAAAGCUGUAAGAAAGUCCUUUUCUCCCUGACAUGGGCACUACCAGGAAGCCCUAAUAGCCUUUCAUUGGAGAUAAUAAAAUCAUAAAGUUGGAAGGGACCUCAAAGGCCACCCAGUUCAACCCACUGCCAUGCAGGAAAAGCACAACCAAAGCACUCCUGACAGAUGGCCAUCCAGCAUCUGUUUAAAAGCCUCCAAAGAAGUAACUUCCACCCAACUCCAAGGCAGAGAGUCCCACUGUUGUCCUAACUCAAACCUGCAACCUUCUGCAUGCAAAAACAUGUGCUUUAUCGCUGUGCUAUGGCCAAGGGAAGGGGCAGAAAGACCUUGACCGAUUAUCUCAGCAAUGAAAGAAAGAAAAUGUACGAAAAACAAUACAAUGUUGUUACCCAUUUUCAACGAUGAAAGAAUGGCCAUUCAGAAGAGUUUUUUCUCUUUUGCGUGUAUUUUUGGCAAAAUAAAUAUUUCCUCAAGACUG